UAUGUACUAGACCGAAAAUGUCCUAUCGAUAUACAUUCUUAUCAGUUCACAUUCCGAAGUAUUCAUUUUAUUUUCUGGGAUUUUUAUAUUCUGACCGUUUCGAAUUCGGUAAUUUUAUUUUCGGCAACUAAACAUUCGACCAAUCUACAUUCUGAUUUCUAGUGGAUCUUUUUCUGGAAAAUAAUAUGUGUGAUGGUCGGCAACCACGACUGUGCCGCGGCGGUCUGUAUGAAAAUCCGUUCUGCCAAAUAAGUCGACGGAAAGUGAUUGGUAACACUGAUGCGCUCGUGCGCCGACAAUAAAUCGGUUGGACGGGCGGACAGAUUGUUCGAUGGAAGAGAAGAGCGGAAUCCCACCCAAAAACGGCAAAAACCAAACUCGCCGUUCCCCCUUCCACAUCCCUUUCAUUUUCGUUUUGUGUUUGUAAACAACAAUAUUAAUCACUGUUUUCGUUUUUCCGCUAUAAUAUAUUUCUCACGUCCGUCGUACGGUUUUUGAUUUGAACGCGUCCAGCGAUGUCGCUCGACUUCGAGGUUUUCCCGCCCGUGACGGUCGGCCGCCAACGUCGCCACCACCGCAAUGCGUUUGCCGCCGUUUUCGUGUGAGCGGCCGUUCACCACCGGACGACGGUCAACGGGGACGCCAGUCGAAUCGACCGAAUUCGAAACGUAAUAUUUUCGCGACUGGUUGUUCUAAUCAUUUAAAACCCACUUGCCCAUCGACGAGACAUCACUCGAUGAAAGAACCAACAUAGCUAGUCUAUUGGGUUUUAUUGGAUUUGUAUUUAGGAGCAAUCAUUGUGUUAUUAGAACAAUAAUUACAAAUUUGACAAGUGUUGCUUAACUUGCAUCAUUUUAAAAUGAAUAAAAAAUUAUUUAUGGCAAUGAGCCGCCGCCGUAUAUCAUGCCCAUUGGCUGUUCAACAGCUGUGGGAUGCGGUGAAAGUGAUACGUUUUCAAAGGCAGGUACCAGAUAUCGAUCGCAUCACAAAAUAUAUGACCAAAGUCCACAAUAUGUCACCAGAGGAAGUGGGAAGACAAUUAAAUUAUUGUGUUCGAGAUGGUCUUUUGAUUUUAACCAAAAGAGUUGGUAAUAAAGGUUCAAAAGCGGGAGUUGAAACCGAAGGAUAUAAACUUCCAGAAGAAAAAGCUGAAAAAGAUAGUCAUGAUUGGUAUUGUUUUCAAUGUCACAGUGCUGGAGAUGUGAUAAGUUGUACAUCUUGUUAUCGAGUUUUCCAUCUUUCAUGUAUUGAAAAAAAGGAUUUGCCAGAAAAUGAUGUUAAGCAUAAGUUCAUUUGUAAUAUAUGCAAAAAUUGUGCUUCUACUAAAGAAGCUAGUAAAAAGAUUAAAAAAAGCCAGCUCAACAGGCUUCUUUAUCAUACUACUGGUAGAUUAAGAGAAAAAAUACCUUUACCAUGGUCAGAACGCAAAAUUGCUACUACUGCUCCAUCAACAUAUGUUUCAGACAGACUUCAAUUUCAGAGUCAACUAAAAGGCAGUGAUUUGCAUUUUAACAUGAAAUGUGCAUUAAAAGACAAAGAUCCUUGGAGAAUAGAUCUUCUUAUUUUCAAAAUUAUAGACCUUCAAAUGAUUGAAGAUAAAGCUGAUGAUGAUGAGUAUAAAAAUGUUGAAGAGUUCCGAGCAGACAUAUUAACCUUUGUUCACAAUAUUAUUAUUUUUCAUGGCGUUCAUAGUAGUUUAGCUGAUUAUGGCCGAUUAAUGUUGAGAGAUUGCAAUCGAGAUUUGGAUGAGAUAAUGAGGUGUCGUUAUUGUUACAAAUAUUCUAUACAAAAAAAUUCAAAAUUUUGGUUUUGUAAACCAUGUAAGCCCCCACAUGAAUUAGUGUAUGCAAAACAAGAAGAUUUUCCAUAUUGGCCAGCAAAAGUUUUGAAAAUUGAAGGUGAUAUGUAUGAAGUAAGAUUUUUCGGAAGUGAACACCAACUUGGAAUUAUUGACAAAUCUCAAAUACGACCUAUAUCGGUGAACAUUCAUACCUUACAGUCUCAAGGUCGAACUUCUCAAUGGAACAAAGCAUGUGAGGAAUUGCGUCGUCAUCAACUUCAAUUGGAUAAAGUUAUAUUUGGUCUUGCUGCACAAUCAUCAUCAUCUUCCUCUAGUUCGUCUUCAGAAGAUGAAGAAGAAUCACUUAAACUUAAAUUGAAGGUUUCACCCAUUCUAAAACGUUAUGAAAGGAGAAAGGUUAAAGAACAGAAAAUAUCAAUAAAAACUGAGGCAAAAGUGGAGACAGAUACCGAGGAAUCAGAAUCAAAAGACGAAGUAAAACCUGUAAAAAGAAAACGAGGUAGACCGUUGUCUCUAGAAAAAAAAAUAAGUCCGCCAAAAAAAGUUGUUAAGAAAUCUUUAUUAAUUAAAAAAUCCAGUCCUGAAAACUCUGUAGAAAAAAGACCUAGAGGUAGACCCAGAAAAGUUAUUGAACCUGUAAUUGAAGAUAGUACUCCAGUUAAACAAUUGAAAACAAAAGUUAAAAGUACAAAAGAAAAUACUAAUGCAUCUGAAGGAAUUAAAACAUCAAAAAAUGCUUCACCGUUGAAAACAAAAUCUCCAGUUAAAGAAACUGAAGUAGAUGAAAAUAUAACAUCUACAACUGAAAGAUUAAAAGACCCUGAUGUUGUUGAAGAUGAAACAGUUAGUUCUUCAUGUCAAGAUUUAGUACGAUCAGUUAAAGUGCAAACAAAACCAAUUAGCAAAAAACCGCCUAAAAGCUAUAUAAACAAGAUUCGAGCUGAAAUGGAAAGUGAAAAACGUAAAGCUAUUGAACAACUGAUUGAACAACAUAAAGAGGAAAUUUCUUUACUGCAAGAAAACCACAAUAUUGCACUGUCCGAAGUAAAGAAAAAGCAAUGGUGUGUGAAUUGUGAAAGUGAAGCUAUUUACCAUUGUUGUUGGAAUACAGCAUAUUGUAGUCCUAAAUGUCAACUAAUUCAUUGGAGUAGUGAACAUAAAAGGCAUUGUCGUCGAAAAAGAUGAUCUUAAGCUAUUUAUGGGAGUAUUUUAACUAAAGAAAUAAUUUUCUUUUAGUUAAAAUCUGCCAUGUACAUACACACAUGCUUACAUCAUAUUUAUAUUUAAACAUUUUUAAAUGUAUUAGUAGUUUAUACUAACUAACGCAAUGUUUUACUUAAUUUGAGUAAAUUUAUUUUAUGUGUAGUAUCUUAUAUUAAAUAUUAACAAGAACAAUAUUACUUAAAAGUAACGUGAUUAUUCAAAAACAUACAAGUAUUAUUAAUCUUACAUUUUUUAUGUUAAUUCAUGUAUUUUUGCUGAUUGACUUUGUACCAUUAUUAUGUAUUAAUUGAUUGACUCACCUAUAGAGUGUACAGUAAAGAGUUGUCCUAAUAUUAAUCAAAUUUUUCAAAUAUAAUGUAAACAUCCAAGCAGUUACAUCUUCAAAUAUGGGUUUAUAUUUGGUCAAGUUUUUUUUUUGAAACCCUUUACCACAACUGUAUGUUUUAAUUUUUUUUUUCAAGCUAAUCUGCAUUAAAUGAUUUUUAUACAAAUUAAUAUACAGUAGCUGCUUAUUGGACUUGCGGCUAUUUGACUCAUUUGCCUAUUAGACUCAUUCAGGCUGGGCUGUAUACUAACUAUAUUCUGUGUGCUGAUCAAUAGUGCUCAGCUCCACCUCGCAUCCAAAAAAUAGCACAACUGCACGAGG
Molecule: messenger RNA, 3671 nt
Organism: Acyrthosiphon pisum (pea aphid)
Lineage: Eukaryota; Metazoa; Arthropoda; Insecta; Hemiptera; Aphididae
Product: zinc finger MYND domain-containing protein 11
Exons: 13
Coding region: 860-2986 (708 amino acids)
Biological process (GO): regulation of signal transduction; regulation of transcription elongation by RNA polymerase II
Cellular component (GO): nucleus
Molecular function (GO): transcription corepressor activity; DNA binding
Source: RefSeq, a predicted model, not a curated record